CCAAAAUAGUUGAGCAUUAUAGGAAAAUGCUGUUAGCUAGAGAUUUUAGCUAGGAAAUCAAAUCCCAAAUUUUCCAAAUCCGAUUUCUCCGCCAAUUCCCCAAAAUCCCUCUCCCCAAAUUCCAAAUUGUUCCAUUUGGGGUUUCUCUUUCAGUUACCAACUUCUGUACUAUACUCCCCCUUUUUUCAGGUGAAUCCACAAUACUCUCAUUAGCUUUUAACUAGCCCACUUUGGAGCUGCUAAACUUACUGGUGUUGUUAAAAGCUAAUAUGCGCAGGUUCGUCGGCCAUGGCGAGAGGAAGAGGCCGGGGUCGUCGAAGGCCUAGGAAAGUUCCCCUGACUUCGUUUGGAAGCUCUGUUGGUGCUCAAUUGGUGGUUGACACACCAAAUCAGUCUCAUGCAGCUGCGGAAGUUACUCCAAUUCAGACUGAGGAACCAAGUGUGGAGGAUGUUGGUCCAUCUGAGAGAAGACCUGAUCUGUCGAGGAAGUUGUAUAUGAGCUCGAUUCCUUCCAAAGUCCCAAACUCAGAUCUGGUUGCAGAUCCUGUUACUGAGCAAACCAAUGGAACAGUAGCAACCCCUGUAGCUGGAAUUACUGUUGCUGCCCAAUCCAAUGGAACAGUGAAUCCAUCUGUGAAGGGUAACGAAUCACAAGAUGUAGAUCCACCUGAAGAACCAUGGGUUAAUCUAUUCAAGAAGAGUCGUGUAGCUGCAAAUGGGAAUAUGCCUAGGGGAAAAGGCCAUAAACGUAGUUUGGCAGGUCGAGGAAGCAUAGCCAACAAAGCCCGGAUAAAUUCCCAACAACUAGAAAAUAUUUCUAAGACAGAUAUUCCUGAAGCAUCAACUCCUUCAUCUCAAGGAGAUAUGCCAAGGGGAAGACGCUGUAAACGUAGUUGGGAAAGUCAGGGAGGCAUAGCCGACAGUGGUGGACAAAGUUCCCAACUACUACAAAAUAUCCCUCAGACAGAUAUUCUUGAACCAUCACUUCCUCCAUCUCAAGGAAAUAUGCCAAGGGGAAAAGGCCGUUUACGUAGUUGGGCAGAUCAAGGAGGCAUAGCUAGUAACAGUGGAAAAAGUUCCCAACAAGUACAAAAUAUCAUUCAGACAGUUAUUGCUGAACUAUCACCACCUCUUUCAUCUCAAGGAAAUAUGCCAAGUGGAAAAGGCGGUAAACGUAGUUCGGCAGAUCAAGGAGGCAUAGCUAGUAGAGGUGGAAAAAGUUGCCAACAACUACAGAAUAUCUCUCAGACAGAUAUUCGUGAACCGCCACCUCUUUCAUCUCAAGGAAAUAUGCCAUGGGGACAAGGCUGUAAACGCAGUUGGGCAGUUCGAGGAGGCACAGCUAGUAAAGGCGGAAGAAGUUCCCAACAACUACAAAAUAUCGCUGAGGCAGAUAUUCCUGAACCACUACCUGCUUCAUCUCAAGGAAAUAUGCCAAGGGGAAAAGGCCGUAAACGUAGUUGGGCAGAUCGAGGAGGCAUAGCUAAUAGAGGUGGAAAAAGUUCCCAACAAGUACAAAAUAUCAUUCAGACAGUUAUUGCUGAAUUAUCACCUCCUUCAUCUCAAGGUGUUGAUUCUUACCAAUGCGCUGUUUCAUCUACGGGGAGUGGUUUUCAACAUUCUCAAGAUGUUGAGUAUCAAGUGAUGCCUCAUGCUGCUAAAGAUGUUUCAUCUCAACAACCAGCACUUGCACAUCAAGGAACUACCGAUCCGCAGGAAAGACAACACAUUACACGUGAAAUAAGACCCUUGAGAGUAAAUGGUGAUACGUUUUUCCCACAUGACGCUGUUCGGGAUGUAACAGUAGCCUUUAAGAAAAGCUUUAAUGGUUCGUGGUAUUCUUGGAGCAAAGUUCCUGAGCUUGUACGAGAUCACUGGUUCAACGACUUUGAGAAAAAGUAUUCUUUUCGUGAUGCGGAUAAACAUUUAAUUCGGAAGACAUUUGAUCGAGUCGGGAGUGAAAGGUUGAGUGACACCUUGGCAAAAGCAAAAAAAGAAUUUGCAAAAACUUGGAAAAUACCAAAGUGGAUCAAUCAAAGUCAUUGGGAUGGCUUGAUGCAGCAUUGGAAUUCUGAUGAUUUCAAAAGAAUUUCAGCCAUCAACUCCAAGAAUAGAAUGUCAUGUAACAAUGGAGAAGGUCCAUCCUUACAUACUGGAGGAUCGGUUCCAUUUGCUGAAUACAGAAGAAGACAUAAGGAGCUAACUGGGCAAGAACUUCGAAAUGAAGAGCUAUUUCUGAAGACCCACCAGACCAAAGAUAAAGAGUGGAUCGAUGAAAAGUCACAAAGGGUGUGGGAUAUGUUUACAAAGAGUAUCAAGAAUAAUGUGGAAGGUACUUCUGCUCCUAGGGAUGAAAAUGGUGGUGAAGCAGGAGCCAUCAAUAGUGGAGAUGAUGAAACAGAAGAAGCUAAUGAAGAUAAUAUUGUAAAUCUAUUGCAAACUGUAUCAGAUAAGCAAUUACUGAAUACAUGGAUAGAUGCAGUUGGGUUACCAAAGAAGAAAGGAAAAAUAUACGGUCUUGGUUUGGAAACCGGUUUUCGAGGAGAUCCAUUGCGUGUUAGUUCUGCUUCCUCUGCUGCUCCUACUCCAACUGUCACUCCUCAACAGAUUGUUGAAACACCAGAGUUUGAGCAGAUUCUUAACCGUGUACUAGAUCAGCGAAUGGGGGAUAUGCAGGCGAGUUUGCAAGCGAGUAUUCAGACAGUUAUGCAAGAAGAGAUAGAAGUCGCGGUUCGUGCUGUCAUGAGUCGUAUGCUUGGGUUUCCAGCGCCACGAUCAAAUGGCUCUGGUUCUACUUCGGGCUUACCUUAAGAGAACAGGAGUUUAUGAUAUUGUUUUUUUCCAAGUUUGACAUGAUUUAUUUUACUUUUAUACAUCCACUUCACCUUUUAAGGAAUAAUGAUACCGUUUACUUAUAUAAAUAUAUAUCUAUAAUUUUGAUCUAGUUUAAAUGAUUC
Lycium ferocissimum is the source of this 2957-nucleotide messenger RNA. RefSeq lists its product as uncharacterized. The transcript has 12 exons. NCBI's taxonomy places the organism in Eukaryota, Viridiplantae, Streptophyta, Magnoliopsida, Solanales, Solanaceae. The record is from RefSeq and is a predicted model, not a curated record. Bases 289 to 2811 code for a protein of 840 amino acids.